AUGGUAACAGCAACAUUUGGCAAGACUAAUGUAAAUGAUCCAAGUGUUAAAUUAUUUCAACCAUUAUCAAAAAAUUUUAUUCUCAAUCGUCUUUUGUCAAUUGCGCCAAAAGAAGCUGUUUUAGGAAGAAAAUCAAUUACAACAUUAUCAAAAACGAAUGGUCCAAGUACUCUUACAAAUACAUACGUGAUAUUAAAAUCCCUCAUUAUUCAACCUGAAGAAUUGAGAGAUGUAGUACCUGCAUAUGUUUCAAGUCAAGAUUUACUCUAUAUUAACUCAGUUCUGUAUGAAGCAGAAAUGAGAGAAUUAACAGAAAGCAAGGCAGAGAAAUCCGAAAUUAAUUUUCUACCCUUAAUGAAGAUACAUAAUAAUAAUGGUAAUAAUUCUGAUGAUGGUAAUGAUGAUGGUAGUAGUAAUUUAUCUAAAUGUUCUUCAAUACAAAUUCGAAGAAGCAUUUUGCCAGAAGAAGAUGUUUUUUGGAAGUACAACAGAAUUCAAAGUUGGAUUGAUGACUGUGAUAAUGAUGAUGAACAAAUGAUAUUCUUGUUUAACGAAACUGGUCAACAAUUAUCAACAAAUAAUUUAAAUGGUUUUAAUAUUUUUCAAAAUAUUUUAUCGAAUCCAGUGAAUUUAACACAAGAUGAAUUCAUUUCAUUAAUGACUCCACGUGGAAGUCAAUUAACAGAAGAAUUUCAAUCUGUUGGAGAUGUUAUUAAAACUAUUAAUAUAAAUGAUACAUGCAAACGGGUUAUCAAUUUAGGUCCAUCAUUAAAUGAAAAUUGGCCAAUACAAAUGCUUUGGGAAAGUUAUAUACAUAAUGGUUAUCAUCAUAUUAUUAUUAGUUCUAUUGUGAAAGUUCAUAACAAUACAACAAUACCAUUAUAUAUAUUAAAUAUGAACUCUACUGAUACAAAGCAACUUAAUAUAAUUUCCAAAAUUGAUGUCAAUGACGAAUGUUAUGUACCAAUUGCUGUACUUUAUCAACAUCCAAGUUUAUGCAUAUUUAUUGGUAUUCAUAUAGAAGAAAAUCAUGCAAAAAUAAACAAUUUCUUUUCCUUCGAAUGGGAUAAAGACUUUCCAAUGAAAAAAAAAGUUAUAUUACAAAACGGAAAAGAAAAAUAUUUUAUUAUUCAUAAAGAACAACAUGAAGUCUAUUCGGAAGAUACUGAUCUUAGUGGAACAGCUUUUACAUUUUUUAUUCAUUCAGCUGGUUAUGUAAAUGAUUAUUCAUGUGCUUGA
Molecule: messenger RNA, 1239 nt
Organism: Rotaria sordida
Lineage: Eukaryota; Metazoa; Rotifera; Eurotatoria; Philodinida; Philodinidae
Source: the annotation of a GenBank genome assembly